AGAGAGAAACUGGACGGCUACGAUUACGAUCCGGUCCCUCUUCGAUUCGAUCUCCCUCUCUCUCUUUCUCUCUCAUCAUCGCGAUCUCUCUCUCUCUCUCUACCCCGCGCGAUGAACGACGGAGAUCUCCCGCCCGCAUCCGCCGCCGGAGAAGCGGCGGCGGAGGCGGUCGGGAGGGCGAUCGCGGCGGCGCUCGGCGGCGUGAUGCGGGAGUUCGACGCCCGAGCCGAGGGCGCCGCGCAGAGCCAGGGCGAGCUCGCCCUCUCCCUCGAUCGCCUCACGGGAGAGCUAGACAAACUAUUGGAAGACGCGCCAUCGCCAUUCGUCAUGCAACACGCGGCCAAGAUCUCCUCUAUUCGUAAGAGAGUUGCGGCUCUUAAUUUGCUCUUGAGGUCGGUACAAAGACGCAUAGAUAACAUCGACCGGAUCCUCUCUACAGGCAUACAAAGUGAUACUAGACCACCUGAAACAGUGGAAACAUCGACAUUGACUUUGUAAUUUAGGUCUUCACUUUCUUUUUAAAAGGUUUUUUCCGGAAGGGAUCGACUGAUCGAGUUCAAUGCUUGAGGGAGAUUCAGUUGAUUUUUAUGUUUGAGAUGUGAGAUGAGGCUUAGGUCUAUCCUUCGAAAGAAGGCGGUGGGGAAUUGCAGUUUUAGGCUUGUGCAAUUACAUCCCAGAAGAAUCUCUACUUGUACUCAAAAUAGAUAAAAAUUGUGAUGUUGUCAUCAUGCUCCAUUAUUUUUUCUUUUUUCACUGUAUUUAGAGAGAACAAUUUUUUUUAUUUCCCUUGGAAAUUUUUUGAUUUAUACUGAAGUAAGUAUAGCAACAGUUUGAACCAUUUGUACUUGUAUUCAGAUUGAAGCUGGAAUAGAUCAAAUAGUGUCACAGUUUUGAGUUUGAAUGUUUCAA
Molecule: messenger RNA, 909 nt
Organism: Ananas comosus (pineapple)
Lineage: Eukaryota; Viridiplantae; Streptophyta; Magnoliopsida; Poales; Bromeliaceae
Exons: 4
Coding region: 112-498 (128 amino acids)
Biological process (GO): lysosome organization; lysosome localization; regulation of synaptic vesicle exocytosis
Cellular component (GO): BLOC-1 complex; synaptic vesicle; BORC complex
Molecular function (GO): SNARE binding
Source: RefSeq, a predicted model, not a curated record